Messenger RNA from Phacochoerus africanus (Common warthog), 339 nucleotides. RefSeq names its product protein FAM32A-like. Lineage: Eukaryota; Metazoa; Chordata; Mammalia; Artiodactyla; Suidae. The record is from RefSeq and is a predicted model, not a curated record. The transcript has a single exon. Gene Ontology annotation, cellular component: nucleolus. Bases 1 to 339 code for a protein of 112 amino acids.
AUGGAGGCCCACGAGCACGUCCAACAGGGGCCCCCGAAGCUGAAAGGCGUCCCUGAGCUCAGGGCGAUCAGACAAAAGAAGAAAAAGAAGGCCAAAGACAAGGCCAAACUCCCGGAAGGUAUGGGAACCAUUCGAAGGGACAAGAAGGAGAAGCCACCAGGCCUGGAUGUGGGGACCCCGGCCCAGGUGGCCUUCGAGAAGAUGCAGGAGAAGCGGCAGGGGGAAAGGAUCCCGAAGAAAGCAUCCCAAACCCACAGGCAGAGAGUUGAGGACUUCAACAGACACCUGGAUACACUCACAGAGUACUUCGACCUUCCCAAAGUCAGCUGGACCAAGUAG